Molecule: messenger RNA, 582 nt
Organism: Ornithodoros turicata
Lineage: Eukaryota; Metazoa; Arthropoda; Arachnida; Ixodida; Argasidae
Product: general transcription factor II-I repeat domain-containing protein 2B-like
Exons: 2
Coding region: 1-582 (193 amino acids)
Cellular component (GO): nucleus
Source: RefSeq, a predicted model, not a curated record
AUGGCGGAACCCGAAUGGUUCCGUGACCUGGCGUUUCACGUUGACCUAACUAACCACCUGAACAUUCUGAAUAUGGGCCUGCAGGGGAACGCUCGCUUGAUCACAGAGAUGUACGACAGCGUCAGAGGUUUUGUGAGAAAGUUGGAACUUUGGGAGAAACAGCUAACGUCGAAGGAUUUCUUCCACUUUCAUGGUCUAAAAGCCGUUGACUGCAAGAACGAGGAAACCCUUCUUCUUAGAGAAGACGUUAAGCCCGAGCUCCAAAUGAAACUAAUAGAUCUCCAGUGCAAUUUCACAUUGCGACAAAAGUUUGGCGAAAUCGGCGCUCCCGAGUUCUACAAAUAUGCAGGCAGGAAAUCGUUUCCCUGCCUGAUGUCUGACGUCAGUCGUGUUCUGUCGAUGCUUGGAAGCACACACGUAUGCGAGCAGUUCUUUUCAAUCAACAAGACUAAGCUGAUGUCCGAGCUGUCUGAUGACCAUCUUCGAGCCCAGUUGAGAAUUGCCAAUGCGGUCAACCUACAAGUGGACCUCGGGAAUCUGGUGAGGAAGAAGAGGCCUCAAGUGUCGUUAGCGCAUCAUUAG